Messenger RNA from Pleurotus ostreatus (oyster mushroom), 471 nucleotides. RefSeq lists its product as uncharacterized. The transcript is spliced from 2 exons. The record is from RefSeq and is a predicted model, not a curated record. Lineage: Eukaryota; Fungi; Basidiomycota; Agaricomycetes; Agaricales; Pleurotaceae. Bases 1 to 471 code for a protein of 156 amino acids.
AUGUCACACUCUUCCUCCUUCGAUGAAAGACUCAAUUCUUAUAUCCUUCCCCAGCCAGGACCCGAAUACUAUGCCACCAGACGAGCCCUGUGGUUGUCACGGCCAGAACAGGCUCAAUCACAAGAACAGCCACAUAUACCUCACCCAGUUGGAAUUCAGAAGUUGGCGAAGGCGCUUAGCGCGCCUGGGGCAGUCCAAGAUGAUAGAUUAUGGAAACAGUCGCUGAACAAGAUCUGGAAGGGCUUCUCGUCGGGGGCGAGCUUGGUCGAAAGACUCCCCAUGCGUGUUGUUGUCAGGAUCGUACACGCUGCUUGGCUACGCGACUCGACUUGGCCAGCUAACGCCCAAGCGCCUGAGCCAGACGACGAGCUUCCACCAGAUGCAGACACUGCAAAACAGGCGAUGCCGCCUCUCGUUCUCAAGAGGGAUCUCGAUACAAGUGCCAAAUCGCAGAUGACUGGACUCGGCUAA